Molecule: messenger RNA, 642 nt
Organism: Sparassis crispa
Lineage: Eukaryota; Fungi; Basidiomycota; Agaricomycetes; Polyporales; Sparassidaceae
Product: Putative 54S ribosomal protein L6
Exons: 2
Coding region: 1-642 (213 amino acids)
Biological process (GO): translation
Cellular component (GO): ribosome; mitochondrial large ribosomal subunit
Molecular function (GO): structural constituent of ribosome; rRNA binding
Source: RefSeq, a predicted model, not a curated record
AUGGUUCUGCGGCCGCGGGUAGUCCCUGCUGUCCGCCUCUUCUCCUCCUCCGCUUCCGCACACGGCCUGAUCUCCAACAUCGGCAGGCAACCCAUCCGCUUUCCCCCCACCGUCACCCUCACCCCGACCCCCACCGCCGUCGAUGUCACCGGUCCGCUAGGCACCACCUCCGUACCUACUAUGCCCUACAUGCGGUUCACCUUCCCCGCACCAGACACUCUCUCCGUCGCCGUAGAGGACGGCUCGGAAAAGAAGCAGCGCCAGAUGUGGGGCACCACGCGCACCCUCAUCGCGAAUGCCAUCGAGGGCAUGACCUCCGGUUUUAGCGUCAUGCUCUACCUCGUCGGCGUCGGGUACCGUGCCGCCCUCGAACCCGACCCCCGCGGUCCCGGCGAGGGUCGUAGCGGACAGCGGAUCGCCAUGAAGGUCGGAUUCUCCCACUCUGUGUAUGUGUCUGUGCCACCCAAUAUCAAGGCAGAGGUGCCUGCGCCAACGAAGAUCUCGCUCUACUGCACGGACAAGCAGCUGUUGGGAAAAUUCGCAGCACAAGUGAAGAGAUGGAGACCACCAGAGCCCUACAAGGGCAAGGGAAUCUACGUUGGAACUGAGCGGGUGCGGCUCAAGACCAUGAAAAAGAAGUAG